AUGGCUCCAUCAGCGAUACACAACGGGGCCACAUCCCCCCUCAAACAUCGUCAAUUAUCCAAUGGUCAUCAUCUUCAAAAGACUAAUGGCUAUCAUGACAUAAUGCCAUCACCAAGCUUCGACCAACGCAGUAUGAACGGAAGUGAUUACUUCCAAACACCUCUACUUCUUGAUACAGCCCAAAAGAUCAUCAAAAUGUACCGAUCCGAGCUCGGACAAAGCUCCGAGAAGUUUCUUCAGAGCUGCAAAUCUGUAGAGGGCUUCUUCGACUUUGUCGCUACCAUUCGGUUGUCGCAGAUGCCACAUCAUGGCAGUCGUUGGGAUAAGAUAUUGAAAUGGGCAGAAUUCUUUACUGGUCAGGUUUCUACGUACAGUGAGGAGGUCGCUUCGUUCACAACGCAGAGUGAGCAGGUGACGAAGAUUAUAUACGCAAGCUGUAAAAUAUUACUGGAGAUGGAUCCGAAAUUUGUUCCUGUCCUCGAAAAGAUAUUUGGCGUGCUUUACAAUUGUAGCAUUACACUUGGCUUCCUUGUCCGUCAUCAUGAACUGCUACAUACAAUCGAAGAGCUACAAACUAUUUUGGUGGCCUGUUACGCAGAUCUACUGAAACUUGUGACUGAAGUCACGAUAUAUUACACCAGACGACAACAUGAUCCAGUUUUCAGUAUUCGCACCUUCGACGAAUUGUUUGGCAAAAGCAUCGAUGAAUUUUUCUUGCACAGCGAUCGUUUUGUGGAUAAAAUUUGGUCAACGAGACUCGAACGUCUAGCUGAGCCUGGAGGAACUUCGAACACCAAAGUAGAGGACUCGCUAUGGGCUGCUUUAGGCCAAAGUCUUCGAACUGAUCGUGGUCAAACUAUUGUUAUUGAUGGAUUUGACCAAGUUUAUGGUGGCGAGAGUAAUGGAUUUGUCCUACUCGAGAGAUUGCGGGCUGUUGCUUCCAAACACCAAAACACCAAAUGCAUUAUUUUCUCUCGGCCACUCACCAAACCGAUCUCCGGAGACUGUUCUCAGUUCUCCAUUACCGCUCAACAUACAACUCAAGAUGUACAAUACUUUAUCGAGUCGCUGUUAUCAUCACCAAUGAAUCUGGGCCACAAGGAUUUCUCUUUAAUCACAUCAAAGCUUGUCCAAGCCGCCAACGGUUCAUUCGUAUGGACUCAAAAUGCAAUUGCAAUCCUCAAGAAAGAACCGACACCAGAGUCCACAAUCAAGCGUCUGGAUAGUCUUCCCAAAGACUUAGGACAAUUACUUGACAUCACUCUAUCCUCAAUUGACCUCAAGGACCGAGACACAAAAUCUGUGCUUGCCUGGCUCUUGGCAAGCGAGAGACCUUUGCUAAUCGGUGAGGUCAAACAACUAUUGGAAAUCGAUACUGCAUCUUGUCAGCAUGUUCCUAGAGCAACUCGCGUUGAGGAUAUCAUUUCCACUUCCGUUGGACCGUUGAUUAACAUGAAUGACGGUUUUGUCCGAUUCUCUCAUGAUAUUGUGAAGCAGAACAUACUGCAUAGGUCAACGUUAGUCGUCGAUUUCAAGAAUACUGGAGCCUUUCCGUUUCACGUCAAAGAAGCCCAUUACGACUUAACACUCAGAUCAUUGGCCUAUAUAAAGGCCACUCUUACCUCACGCUCAGCUCAAUUGACGCUUGGCACCAUGCCUGAAGAGAACUUGGACGAGCUAUUCAAAAAGCAUGAUUUCAUCCAAUAUGCCUCCAGGUAUUGGAUAAUGCACUUCGCUGUAUCUCCCAUGAAUGAAGGAACACAGCACAAGGUUACGUCUGGUUUCAAAACCUGCUUUUCUGACUCUAUACUGUUGUCAUUGAUAGAAGGAUCCUGCUGGGAAAAUCAAUAUCCACUUCAAGACUCCCUGGCCGGACUGCAGCUGGCUCUUUCGAUACGCAAAUCUGUCCUUGGUGAGACUUCGGAGUCUGUACUUCAGACCCUCCUUAAUGUUGCGCGGUUGGGGCACAUCAAUAGUUCAUCAAACGUCGAGUAUUAUUACGAUGCAUGGAAGCUCGCAGAAGUACUCCAUAUUCCAUCAAUUGCCUUCAAAUGUGCCCAGCAAUACAUUGAAAUAACAUCUUCAGUUACGUUUACCAGUAAGACUGAUUUUGUUACGCGCAAAAUUGAGCUUCUUGAGUAUGUCAUCAAUGUGCAAAGAUCCACCAAUUCCACCCACGAAGAAACGAUCACAUAUGCGCAGACUUUCGUUGAGAUUUAUAUUACUAUCGGGGAAACAAUCAAGCUUUUCGAAUGGCAAAGGUAUAUCUAUGAGUUGAAUGUCGCUAUUUAUGGACAUUCGGCUUCACAGACAAUUAAAUCAUUGGAGAUAGUUUCAAGGACCUCAACUGAAAUUACCAAAGUUGAGACGAGGACCAGUACCCUACAGCAGGAAUAUGAGGUCAGUCUUCGAAGAACGAAUGCAGCAGAUUCAAGACGUGUUGAAUUGUCAUGGGCUAUGAUUGAGAAGUUUGAACAAGAGAAAAAUGUCGUCAAAACCGAGGAAGUACUGAUCAAUUUGUGGCAAAGCUUGACAACUUUGACACAUACUUAUGACGUCUCUAUUCAAGAAAAGAAAAUUGAAGUCGCUCUCCGUUAUGUUGAGUUUUUGAGACGAGAACAGAGGACAGCUGAGGCCGAAAGUAUACUCCGAGGUAUUCAUAUCGACCUCGAACAUAGUGACAUUCAAUCUACCACCUUGAUCAAGCACACGAAGACGGUUGGUGAGCAGUUGCAAAGCAUCGGGUCGGUAGCAGCAGCUCGUCUUGUGUUUGGUAAUCUCUGGGAAUACUAUGUUAGGACCGGCAGGCAAGAAUCAACGGAAGCCAAAUCUGUCUCCAACAGUCUGACACAGAUAACCGAGACGAAGACAGAAGAAACGACUUGGGAUGUCACAACGGUUCGUGAGGUGUUCGAAAGAACUAUUGUCAACAAGACUACCAAGACUAUUGAUACCGCCACGAUAAGCCAAGCUACAUCGUUAUGUGCUACAUACUACUCAGAGCAACGAUGGUCUGAGGUGAUUCAGGUGACAAAUUCAACUCUGCUUCGAAUCUGGCCAUCAUUCUCAGGAGAUAACGUCAAUGUGCCCCUACCAUCCAAUUUCACUGCAGAUAUCUUGGAGUUGCUCAAUCGUCUCGCCUUCGCAUACUUCAAGUUGCGCCAGUUCGAAUUGGCAGAAAUUACUUACCGAAAGACAUUUUACGCUGUCAUGGCCACUCCAACUACUCCAGACGAGCUCUUGGAAUCUAUAUCCAAAACCCUGAUUGACUUAUACGAGUCACAUUCUAUGACUGCAAAACUAAUCAUUAUUUACCGAGAUCUUUACCAUGAAAUCGAAAAGAGACAUGGCAAGACACAUACAUGGACGAUCAAGACUUUGUAUUUGCUUGGUGACUUAAGCAUACAAAUCUACAAUAUCACGGAAGCAGAAACUGCCUAUCGCACCAUACAUAUCAACUUGGGCAAAGAAAAUACAGAAGUCUGUCACAAAAAUUCGAUACAAGCAGCUUUAGCACUAUGCGUUAUUUAUGAACAACAACGCCAGUAUGUGCCUGCUCAAAAGAUAUGCAGCUCUCUUUGGCAAAUGCUCGUAAAGCAUGGGAAAGAACAUGACAUCAAGCCAGAUUUUGCAGAAGACUUGUAUCAACGAUAUGCCCGCGUCAUCAGACAAGCGUCAGAGACGCACCACGAUCUUUUGCGUGAGCUAGCUGUUGACUUCCGCAAAGCAUGUGUGACCUUCUACGGUGUUCAUCACGAGGUCACGAUCAAGGCCACACUUCAACUUGCCGAGCUUGACGAGGAUAGUGAGCAGUAUCGUGAAGAGGCUAUAUACAUGUAUGAGGACGCAGAGUCUAAGGCUCAUGAAGCUCCAAAGGGGAAGAUUACUGAGACGACUCUAACGGCCGUACUUGCUGCCAAGAAGCGUCUACCACAUCUCUACUCCAUCUCCAAGCUCUACACGUCGACGAAAGCUAUUACCUUGUACAAGCAAGAGUUCAGCAGGUUUCAAACGGAGAAAGGAUACGCACAUCGUGAUACGCUGCUAUGGCUUGGCCAUUUAACCAAAGCGUUAGCAAAGCAAGACAAGGCGGAAGCGAUCUCCGAGGCCCAACAAACCCUUCAAGCUUCGAUCUUGGAAGUUCUCAAGACCGAGAAGAAUUCCCAAAUUUUAUCGGACUCAGCUGUGACAUUUGCAACACUUUACAAGAACGCAGGGUUAGAAUCUGAAGCAUUGAGAUUGAUUAAGCAACUUCGUUCACAAGCAGUCUUCGCCCACUCCGAUCUGAAAUUUGGCCCCAAAAUCAAGCUCGAGAGCUAUACUUGGGUCUUCUUGAUUGCUUUUGAGUCAACUGUCACCGGAAGAAAGGAACUCUACUCUUCGAUCAUGGCCGAUCUAUUCAUGGAGGUCUUCUUGUACCAAAUGUAUCAACGAUCGAUCACGCAGAAGAUGUUUUUCGCAACAGUCCUCUCCUAUGCUUCCAGGCUUCUCACAUUCUUGGGAGAUGUAGAGGAUGAUGCUGGACUAGAGAUUGCCGAUAAAUCAAAGAACCUGGGUAGCCACAUUCUUCGCGAAUUUCUACACAUCGUUCUUGUCAACCUCAAUGAGGGCGAAGCUGAAAUUUACAUAUUACGAGCAGGUCUCGAUGCAAUAAGUGUUUACAUGAGCAAAGGAAAGUUUGCAGAGGCGCAAGAACUUGCUGAAUAUGUUGAUCGAUUCCAAAAGUUCUACGGGGGCUAUGAUACUUUAGCCAAAAUAGAUAUGGGUCUACGUCUAGCACUUGUUUUGACUGGUAACAAAACUAAGCCCAUCAGUGAUGCUCAACUUCGUGCCUCUUCGGUGGCUUUAUCUGGAUCUAUCAUCAAACAAAUCAUCCAACGAUUCCGCACCGGUAAACUCCAGAUUGUCGAUUUACCAAUUGAACAGCUGAACAGUGCAUGUGCCUUGCUUGGAGAAAUUCAAGAUCUAGAAGCACUGGAGUGGCUCCUCGCUCAAUUGUGGAACUCCCGUCACUCACAACCCUCCUGGUCCUCCUCCACCAUUGUGCAUAUCGGCCGUCUCCUCUUCGAAACGCAAUUCUCGAGCAACCAUCAAGAGCAAGCCAUCAAUCUCCUCGAAGACAUGUGCUACAACGUCCGUCGGGUCUGGGGACCUCUCGAUCCCACAACCCUCGAAAUGCAAAACUUGCUAUCUGCAUUCUACACCUCAUCUCCUACUCCUAAUCUCACAAAAGCCAUGCGCAUUCAUGAAGAUAUACUUCGUAGUAUCGUCUCCGAUGCCGGUGAUGAAUUACCCAGAUAUGAAGUAUGCGGUAUUGCGAUGGCGCAGUUGGAGUUACUGAAUAGAGUUUAUUGGAGAAAAGGAUCGUGGGAUAAGGAUGUAAAUGUAUAUGUUGAUCUGUGGCAUCAGAUAGAACAGGAGCUUGAGAAUGAACAGACGUGGAAAGAGACGGUGAAGGGGGUAAUUAGUAUUGAUAAGUGGCCUGUCAAGAAGGGCGAGAAAGGUGAGAAGGAUGAUGGGGUUGGGGUUUGGAAGAGACCAGCGAGUUUUGAAUUUAUGAAGGCAGAAGAGGGGAAGAGACAACAUUCGAAUAUGUUGAGGAAGAGUAGUAGCAUUUGGGGUUUCUCGGGUCAUAGUCAUAGUCAUGAGAGGGAGAGAAGAAGUGUUUGA
Messenger RNA from Sclerotinia borealis F-4128, 5670 nucleotides. The record is from the annotation of a GenBank genome assembly. NCBI's taxonomy places the organism in Eukaryota, Fungi, Ascomycota, Leotiomycetes, Helotiales, Sclerotiniaceae.